AUGAAUGAAUCUCUCUCAGAGCCUCAUCCCAAAUUAGCUUCUUGGAAGCCAGAUACAGAUUGUUGUUCCUGGGAAGGUAUCACCUGUGACAAUGCCACAGGCCAUGUUAUCACCCUCGACCUCAGCAAUGGCUAUCUUCAAGGCACUAUUCAUUCCAACAGCAGUCUAGUCAAGCUUCACACACUGCUGAGCCUCGAUCUCUCCGGGAACAUCUUUCUCACUUACAAUUUUUCUUCUGAGAAUGGUGAACAUCUUUCUGGGUAUUCCCAGGUUUCAAGUCUGACCUAUCUUAAUCUUUCUAACACACGAUUCUCUAGCCAAGUCCCUCUUCAAAUGUCACGCCUCGCAAAAUUGGUCUCUCUCGAUCUCUCUUUCAACAUGGGGUGGCUCAAACUUGAAAGUCCGAACCUGGAAAGGCUGAUCCAAAACAUGUCUAGCUUGAGACUACUCUAUCUGGAUGAGGUUGACAUGUCUACACACAACAGCAACUGGUGCGAUGCUUUAUCCUCUGCUGUCCCUAAUCUCGUUGUGCUAAGCUUAUCACUUCCAACUCUACAGAAGAUUGAUGUGUCCCAAAACCCUGACCUCCUUGGCUCCUUACCAGAAUUCCCUCAUCAUAAUGCCCUUAGGAAUUUGGGGAUCAGAGGUACAGGCUUUCAUGGGAAAAUACCAGAAUCAAUAGGCAGUCUUGAAUUGUUGAUUGACUUAGAUCUUAAUGAUCUUAAUUUCAGUGGUCCUAUCCCAAACUCAAUUGGCGGCCUUGGAAAGCUACAGAAUUUGGACCUUUCAUCGAACCAUUUCAAAGGGAUAGGUAAGCUUGUACAGCUGAAAAGUUUGGACCUCUCGUCAAACCAUUUUCAUGGAUCAAUCCCAAGUUCAAUUGGCAACCUCAGGCAGCUGCAGAGUUUGGACCUCUCAUCUAACAAUUUCUCAGGAAAAAUCCCACAUUCCAUUGUCAACCUCACAAAACUUGAAACUAUGGACCUUUCAUCAAACCAUUUCAGUGAAUCAAUUCCAUCUCUGAUUCUACCAAACAAGAUGAUUACUAGUUUGUCUCCAGACAGCGAUCUUGUAUUAGAUCUUCACGAGAACCGACUCCAAGCUCUGCCUACCCAGCUUCCUUACAAGCCUUCCCCAUUUUUGAAGGAGCUAGAUCUUAGUGAUAACGUGUUGCAGGGCCCUAUUCCAAGAUGGAUUGCUCAACUCACGAGUCUAGAAGUCAUUUAUCUUUCUUCCAAUGACUUCAAAGGUAGCAUGGACUUGGACAUGUUCUCAAACUUGACCACUCCUCGUUAUCUUGAUCUAUCUGAUAAUCACUGCCUUUUCCAAAUGCUUCUACACCUCUAUAUAUAUUUGCUUUUUCUGGACCUUCACUCUAACAACAUACAAGGUCCUCCAGUUUUUCCCCAAGAUGCUCAUUUUCUGGAUUACUCAAAUAAUAGUUUCACAUCGAUCAUCCCUGCUGACAUUGGUUCAUACCUCUACAAUGCAGCCUUCUUUACAGUUGCAGGCAAUAAGUUCCAUGGAGAAAUUCCUACAUCAAUUUGCAGUGAAAUUGUACUUGAAGUCCUUGAUCUAUCCAAUAACAAUUUGGAUGGCACAAUACCAAGCUGUCUAGGUAACUUCAGCAGUUCUCUGUCAGUACUAAAUCUAGGUGGGAAUGGUUUGAAGGGAGCCAUGCCUCGGGUUUAUGCAGAAUCAUUAACUAUACUUGUGUUCAACGGAAAUCAAUUAGAAGGAAAGGUGCCGAGCUCUUUGUAUGGUUGUCAAAAAUUGGAGGUUUUAGACCUGGUUAACAACCAGAUAAAUGAUAUUUUUCCGUUCAGGUUGGAGAAUGUACAACAACUGCAAGUUCUCAUCCUGCACUCCAAUAGGUUCUAUGGCCAGAUUAAACAUCCCCGGAUGAGGAAUGCUUUUCCAAUGCUUCAUGUGAUUGACCUAUCUUCCAAUGCCUUCGCAAGCCAGUUGCCCUCUGCGUACUUCCACACUUGGAAAGCAAUGAUGAAAGAGGAAGAUGAAAAUUCCGGACCAAAUUACCUUGAAGUCAAAAGGGGUUAUUAUGAGUUUCAGAGCUCAAUGAAGAUAACAAUGAAAGGAGGAGAGUUUCAACUAGAAAGGAUUCUAGAUGUUUUCACAAGUAUUGAUCCCUCCAAUCAUCAAUUGGAAGCGAAAAUCCCAGAGUCCAUAGGAGAGUUUAAUUCAUUGCAUAACCUGGACUUGUCUAGUAACAACCUUGAUGGCCCUAUACCAUCAUCACUGGAGAAUGCUUACCAGCUUGAGUCAUUGGCUCUCUCAAACAACAAGCUAUCAGGGGAGAUUCCUGUGCAGUUAACAAGUCUAACAUUCCAUUCCUUCUUGGACUUGGCAGGAAACAACCUCGAAGGAGCCAUACCUAGCGGAGGUCAAUUCAACACAUUUCCUCUAAAAUCAUACGAGGGGAACCCAAUGUUAUGCGGAUUUCCAUUAUCCAGGAAAUGCAGAGUCGAUGAGGAAGCAGAGGCAUCAACUCAUGAACGACUCUUGGACUCUGAUCCGAGAAUUGAAUUUGAUUGGACAGUGGCAUGGAUGGGAUACGGGUGUGGGGUGGUGGCAGGGUUGAGUAUUGGCUUCAUUCUAUUCUGGGGGAAUGGAAUCUUCGCCCAAACCAUUCCAAUAAACAGGCAGCAUCCUCAAUCAACAAGGAGGCGAAGGAGGAGGAUUUAA
Vitis riparia (riverbank grape) is the source of this 2703-nucleotide messenger RNA. RefSeq names its product receptor-like protein 7. The transcript is spliced from 4 exons. Gene Ontology annotation, molecular function: protein binding. The record is from RefSeq and is a predicted model, not a curated record. The coding region runs from base 1 to 2703 and encodes 900 amino acids. NCBI's taxonomy places the organism in Eukaryota, Viridiplantae, Streptophyta, Magnoliopsida, Vitales, Vitaceae.